CUAGGUUUUGUUUGAAAGACAGAGCAGCAAAAAACUCUCUCUCUCUCUCUUUCCCCCUUUUACUACCUAGAAGCCUCUUCGAACAACCAGCUCCCUUUUUCACUUUCACUCCGAAAAAACCAAGAGCAUGGUGAUGAUUGACAAUAAAGCAAAAGCAGAAACUCUCAAGUUUCUAUGUAGUUACAGCGGGAAAUUGCUUCCUCGUUCCAGUGACGGCGUUCUCCGUUACGUCGGUGGAAUGACCAGAGUUCUUGCCGUCGAUCGUUCUAUAUCCUAUGCAGAGUUGAUGGUGAAGCUAGGUGAAUUCUGUGGAUUUUCGGUGGAAUUAAGGUGUCCUUUACCAAACGGAGACUUGGAGACAUUGAUUUCGGUAAAAUCGGACGAGGAAUUAACCAACUUGAUUACCGAAUACGAUAGAUCUUGUCCGGGUUCCAAGAUUAGAGCUAUAUUGUUUCCUCCGAAAUCGCUCAAGAAAAUCUCUCCUCCGACCUCGAAUGCUUCCAGCAUCGAGUUUUCACCUACCAAAUCAGUUUUUAAUCAUGACCGAUCUGGCAGUUUUUCCCCUCCGAUCGGAUACAAAGGCCGUCGCUGCAGUCCAAGCCGUCCACAAGAACUCCUACGUCAUAAUCAUCAGUGUUGCGGUUAUUGGCAUUAGUACUUGAAGAUUAUAUUAAAUUUCCUAAACGCUGGAGUUAGUCAAUUAGUAUAUUUUUUAUACAGAAAAGAACUAUAGAUGAUGACGACGACGAGCAAGAAAAAAAAGAGUAAAUUUGUGUGUGUUUGGAAUUAUAUAAAUAUGAGAAUCAAAUCUUUUUUUU
Molecule: messenger RNA, 818 nt
Organism: Populus nigra (black poplar)
Lineage: Eukaryota; Viridiplantae; Streptophyta; Magnoliopsida; Malpighiales; Salicaceae
Product: protein PAL OF QUIRKY-like
Exons: 2
Coding region: 128-655 (175 amino acids)
Molecular function (GO): protein binding
Source: RefSeq, a predicted model, not a curated record